CCAUUCGUGCAUGCAAAGAAAAGCCGACGGCGCCGAGUAUCUCUGAAAAUAAGGGCUCGAAACCUCUACACAUCCCCAGGACCAAUGGCGACCGCCUUGAGCUGCGGCCAGACCAUCUUUCUCACUCCUCCUUCUCGCAUCACCUCUCGGUACAGGGAUGUAAAUCUUAGACAACUCACCAAGCCAAACAGGGUUGCAUGCAACUUCACUCCAAAGUCACUGCCUAUAUUUUCAACCAGCAGACCACCUAAUCAACUUCUGCCUGUACUGCCCAGAGUUUCAGGAUUGCCAAGCUUGGACCUUUCUGCUGCAUCAUCCACAGUGCUAAGGGGGAAUGAAGCUGGCCGGUCACAGAAAACAUCCAUCCUACUCAGACAACGCAAAUCUUCAACAUUGGUACAAGCAAAGAAGGAUAAUAGUUCAAUCACUAUACCUUUCCCGAAAAUGACUGAGAAGCCAGAGUGGUGGUGGAGAACUUUAGCAUGUCUCCCUUAUUUAGCAUCUUUGCAGAUGUCCGAGGUUGGCUUUUAUAUUCAACCCUUUGCAGAACACUAUCAACUUUUUGGAGAUUUGAUUUAUUUUGUCCCCGGAGCAAUAAAGAGGUUACCACAGUGGUUCACAAUGACAUAUGUCAUGGUGGCAUAUUUUGGAGUGGUGAAGAAGAAACAGUGGCCUCACUUCUUUAGGUACCAUGUUAUUAUGGCCAUGUUAUUAGAAACGAUGCUGCAAGUGGUAGCGCAGUCGAGCAAUUUCUUUCCGCUUAUACACUUCAAUGGUACAUUUGGCAUAGAGUAUUGGGCGGCUGUGGCAUUCCUGUACAUUUUGAUCUUGUUGGAGUGCAUAAGGUGUGCUCUUGCUGGCAAGUAUGUUAAGCUCCCGUUUUUCAGUACUCCUGCUCUAGCUCAUACUCUUUUCACCGUAGAAGGCAGGUACAGACCUUUUUAAAGACCAUCAUUUUGUUUAGGUCAUAUAAUGAGUUCUACGCUCUUUAGAGUAUUACGUUCUAUGUUCGUUAGCUCUUUAGAGUAUUACGUUCUAUGUUCUUUAGAGUUGGUCUUUGUUGUAAAUUAAUAUUCACAAAAUCAUUGGAUUGUCGAAUUUGGAUCAAACUGAGGGAAUAUUUGAUCAUGAAAGGUAUGGCAUUGACUUUAAAGUUUUGCAAUAAGAA
Rosa rugosa (rugosa rose) is the source of this 1168-nucleotide messenger RNA. RefSeq names its product protein TIC 20-IV, chloroplastic. NCBI's taxonomy places the organism in Eukaryota, Viridiplantae, Streptophyta, Magnoliopsida, Rosales, Rosaceae. The transcript is spliced from 3 exons. Bases 85 to 945 code for a protein of 286 amino acids. The record is from RefSeq and is a predicted model, not a curated record.